Molecule: messenger RNA, 1985 nt
Organism: Gambusia affinis (western mosquitofish)
Lineage: Eukaryota; Metazoa; Chordata; Actinopteri; Cyprinodontiformes; Poeciliidae
Product: GTPase IMAP family member 4-like
Exons: 2
Coding region: 311-1300 (329 amino acids)
Molecular function (GO): GTP binding
Source: RefSeq, a predicted model, not a curated record
AGAUCCAGUUUUGGUUCAAGAGACGAUCCCUUAGCCCAGUUUAGUCUGAGCUGACCUGAGGCAAACAUAACCCACCAGGUUUUAGGCGUAAAAUUGGAGCUUUAACUAUAUCGAAAUCUGGUUACUCUUGGUUUGUUAAAAUAGUUCUUCUUGUUUUUUCCUUUUGACUUCAACUUAUUCGUGCAUAUUUUCAGCUAAAAAAAGAUACAAAAGGAACGCCCACUUGGAAGUAUAAGACAGCUCAGGUGUGGGGAAGACAGGCUCAUUCAAAAAAAGACAAAGAACUGUAGGAACAGCUGCGACUGUCAACAUGGCUGGGACACAAUUUGCCGGGUUCACAAGCGGAAUAGAUCCAAGGGAGAGGAGAAUUAUUCUAGUCGGGAAGACUGGAGUUGGGAAGAGUGCCACAGGAAACACCAUCCUUGGGAGGGAGGCUUUUGAGUCAGACCUGUCUCCAUCUUCCCUGACGGCAGAAUGCCAUAAAGCCAGGGGCGUCGUUAACGGUUGGAAUGUGGCCGUUAUUGACACUCCAGGAUUGUUUGACACAAACUUUACUCAAGAGGACGUGUUGAAGAAAAUCAAGAUGUGCAUCUCUCUGUGCGCUCCGGGUCCUCACGCCUUCCUGGUGGUUCUUGAGUUGGGCAGGUUCACGCAGGAGGAGAAGGAUACCGUCAAGAUGAUCCAGGACACCUUUGGAGAAGAUGCUCAGAGGCACACAAUGGUGCUGUUUACUCAUGGAGACCAGCUGAAGAAUCAGACCAUUGAAAACUUUAUUUCAGAGAGCAUAGACCUGCGAGCCCUGAUUGACAAGUGCCAGGGCAGAUACCACGUCUUUAACAACGAGAUCAAAGAUCCAAAGCAGACCUACUUGCUUUUAGACAAGAUUGAAGAGAUGGUUGUGGCCAAUGGUGGAGGGUACUACACAAAUGCAAUGUUCGAAAAAGCAGAGGCCGCCAUAUUGAAGGAAAAGGAGCGAAUUCUGAAGGAAACAGAAGAACAGCAGAAGAGGGAGCUGAACCAGCUCAGAGCCAGAUACAGUGAAGCCGUUUACCGCAGAGAGGAGACCAAGGUGAUCAUGCACUACCACCAGGAGGCACGCAAAAGAGCUGAGAAGUCAAACGAAUUCCUCGCCGCACCAACAAUCGCUAUAGCCACGACCUGCGGUGCCGCCAUUGGAGGUGUGCUGGGUGUGUGUGGCGGACCAAUCGGAGUGGCAGUCGGGAUCGCUGCUGGAGCUGCAGUCGGAGCUGCUGUUGGAGCUUUGACAAUAUCAGUUAACAAAAAAUGUCACAUUCAAUAACACAAGAGGGGCCAAUUCAGCUCUCAGUCUGUUUCUGAUUAAUGUAGAAAUACGUAGAGCUUUCAACAGCUUCUUUUCUGUCAACUUGAUUUUGCAUAGAUUAAAUCAGUAAACACGCAUGCUUGAUAGGAUAAAAAUAGAUUUGUCAAAUUCAAUGCUACAUUUCUCUUUAUUCCUGAAAUGAAAUGCUAUAUAUGAGUAUGAAUCGUUCUUUUAUUCUGUUCUAUAUAUUGAGAAUUUUCUAAAUAUUAAGGGAUUAAGGGAUCUGGAGAUCUUGGGAAGUUGUAAAUUGUCUGAAAUCAAGUCACAAACAUUAGUCCAGUGACAGCACACCAUUGUGUACAUCUAUUUAAUAUGAAAUUAUUGUGAUUUUCUUUCCACUUUUUCUUUUGAUUUUAAAAACUGUAACAUUCUGACAUUUUACAAAUUAGAAAUAAAGACAAAAAUGACAUGAAAAUAAAAGUCUUCUUUCUAUUUUAAACAUAGCAAAACUGUGUAGCCUUCAAAUUGAUUUAUUUCAUAUUAAUGAUGUUUGAUUCAUGGUCUCAAUAUACUAGUUUCUAAAUUUGAGGUUUUGUGGGUGGUAUAUAUUCUGGUAUACUGCUGGUGACUUUUUUUGUUUUGCUUUUUUAGGCUUUCUUGUUUAUUGUUUUACAUAAAUAAAGAUAAAUUUUCGCCAUGAUGA